Messenger RNA from Psilocybe cubensis, 321 nucleotides. RefSeq lists its product as uncharacterized. The record is from RefSeq and is a predicted model, not a curated record. The transcript is spliced from 2 exons. The coding region runs from base 1 to 321 and encodes 106 amino acids. Lineage: Eukaryota; Fungi; Basidiomycota; Agaricomycetes; Agaricales; Agrocybaceae.
AUGAAGUUCACCGCCGUCCUCACCUCUGUCCUCGCCUCUGCGUCUGUCGCCAUGUCCGCCACCAUUGUCGGCUUUGCUGGUGCUGACUGCACUGGUGCGAGGGUUACCACCAACAACAUUAACAGCCGUGUAUGCCUGUCCCUCGGGAGCGGCUCUGUCAAGUCGAUUAGCUACUCGGGCGUCGGAAGCUCGAUCCAAUUUUACGUCUCUGGCGGCGCACAUGAUUCGUGCACCAAUGGUUCCCAGCUCACUCGUGGUGCUGGAUCUGGCUGUGCCACAGCUCCUGCAGGAUUUAACUGGCAGAGCGUUGCUGUCGUUUAA